Molecule: messenger RNA, 465 nt
Organism: Volvox carteri f. nagariensis
Lineage: Eukaryota; Viridiplantae; Chlorophyta; Chlorophyceae; Chlamydomonadales; Volvocaceae
Exons: 3
Biological process (GO): wobble position cytosine ribose methylation; wobble position uridine ribose methylation
Molecular function (GO): RNA binding; RNA methyltransferase activity
Source: RefSeq, a predicted model, not a curated record
GUAGUGCUGGUGCACCCGCAAAUCCCGCAGAACACCGGUAAUGUGGCAAGGACGUGCGCUGCGACCGCAGCCCCGCUGCACCUGGUGGGGCCCUUGGGCUUCCAGCUGGACGACCGCAAGCUGAAGCGAGCCGGCCUGGACUACUGGGACGCCGUGGCUGUGAACACGCACAGCUCCUGGGAUGCGUUCUUUGCCUUCUUCCAACAGCUGCCGAAUCCAAAGCGGCUCGUGGCAUUCACCGUGUACGGCGAUAAGUACUACGCAGGACCAGAGUUUUCGUAUCAGCCGGGGGAUUGGCUGGUGUUUGGGGCGGAGACGUCAGGGCUUCCACCCAAGGCACAUUCGGACGUGUUAGCCUCCGGGGGCUGCCUAGUCAAGAUACCCAUCCGGGACAUGCAUGUGCGUUCCAUCAACCUGUCCGUGGCUGUGGGUGUGGGACUGUUUGAGGCAAUUCGCCAACUGGAC